This is a messenger RNA of Radiomyces spectabilis, 950 nucleotides long. RefSeq lists its product as uncharacterized. NCBI's taxonomy places the organism in Eukaryota, Fungi, Mucoromycota, Mucoromycetes, Mucorales, Radiomycetaceae. The record is from RefSeq and is a predicted model, not a curated record. Bases 275 to 751 code for a protein of 158 amino acids. The transcript has 3 exons.
UUCGCGAUGUAACUUAUAUUGGUUCGCUCUUCGCCUUUCCGAUGACCAAGAUUCAUUUUUUCUUCCAAGCAUUCCCGUUUCCGGAAAAAGGUCGAUCGCCACUUUUAUCUACGAAAAGGCGGCUGGAGAUCAGGAGCCGCACUAGCCCACUUCGAUCGAGCGAACAGAAACCCUAGAAGUCCGAAUUGAUGAGCUCAAUCAGGAACUCUCUCUUGGACCCAAGUCUGUCAAAGAUCUGUCGCUCAAUGCAAAUCCCCACCAGUACAAACCAUGGAUGCGUCAAGUUCUUAAUCGUAUGGAGCGAAAAGUGUUUAUUCAAGAACAAGACCCACAAACAUUUGUUUCUUCUGCAUAUGUAUCGAGAAAUGUGCACGAUAUAUUUAAGGGGAAGAAUUUACCCAAGAGGGUCGUAUCAAGCAUGAACGUCGCGGUGCGUGAUGCGAUAAGGAACAAAACACAUCUGCGGAUACCCUUCAAGUGCAAGCCUACUGCGAGCGAUGAAUAUAAGCGACUGAUGAAGUUUGUCGAGGCCACGAAAACCGCAAUCCAAGAGGAAUGUUUCAAGCCUCUGAAAUACACCGACCCUAAGGGUUGCAGGAGAUAUUCUCUGCUACCGGUGUAUUCAUUUCAAAAACGCCACAUCGCGCUUGAUGCUCAGUCAUUUUCCAAGCUUCUAUGCUCCAGUGGCAUAACGAAAAGAACAUUUCACAAGCAAAGAAGCUGCACGGUAAGAGUAUUUUCGCUUUUUUAAGAUGGAGAAGAUUGGUUUUCCUGCGCUUGAAAGUCUGGAAACAGACCGCUGUAUCUUUUGGGAUACAAUUAUCACUGAUGGCACCGACGUGCAAUUCGCUUUUAAGAAGCCGAAACGAAUUACCCGGAGUUGACCCUGGGGUGACUGACGUUUUCGCGCUGUGGAUGGUUCUGGAGCAGAAGCGCAUCGAAUUCGCAAG